GUCAGACGGGGCGGCCGCCCCGCCCCGCGCCGCGGCUCCUCCCCCGCGUCCAGUCCCGCGGGCUGAGCCGGGCCGCGCCGCGUCGCGCAGCUGCGGGGGCGCCCCGCACUCCCCGCAGCGCGGCGGCCCCCGGCCCCCGCCCGCACCCGCGCCCCGGCCCGGCCCGGCCCCGCCCGCCCGCCCGCCGGCGCCGCCGCAGCCGCAGCUCCAGCUCCAGCUCCAGCCCCUUCCGGCCGCGCGGAGCCGGCAGCACCGCGGACAGCGGCGGAGCAGGCGCCGGCCACCGCGCGCACCAUGGCCACCGAGGUGCACAACCUGCAGGAGCUGCGGCGAAGCGCCUCGCUGGCCACCAAGGUCUUCGUGCAGCGCGACUACAGCGACGGCACCAUGUGCCAGUUCCAGACCAAGUUCCCCCCGGAGCUGGACAGCCGGAUCGAGCGCCAGCUCUUCGAGGAGACGGUGAAGACCCUGAACAACUACUACGCUGAGGCCGAGAAGAUUGGGGGCAGCUCCUACCUGGAGGGCUGCUUGGCCUGCGCCACCGCCUACUUCAUCUUCCUCUGCAUGGAGACGCACUACGAGAAGGUGCUGAAGAAGAUCUCCAAGUUCAUCCAGGAGCAGAAUGAAAAGAUCUACGCGCCGCGGGGGCUGCUGCUCACCGACCCGCUGGAGCGCGGCAUGCGGGUCAUCGAGAUCUCCAUCUACGAGGACCGCUGCAGCAGUGGCAGCUCCAGCAGCUCCAGCUCCAGCUCCAGCAGCGGGGGCGGCGGGGGCGGCGCGGGGGCACGGUGACUGGCAGCGAGUCCCUGCAGGAACCUGUCCUGCCGGGACGAAGGCCGCGCCGAGGUCCGCAGGCUGCGCUACCAGAGCACCCGCUUCUGAGCCUUCUGCCCCCAGCCCUGGGGGGCACCUCUUGCUGCCCGGGGCCUGGAGGGGGGCAGGGGGCCAGGGACUGCCUGCAGAAGCCCCCUGGCACUGGGCCUGGCACCUGCUGGGGUCAGUGGCUGGUGCCGGGACAGGGGUCCCCUGUAGAGCCACGCGGCCUGUAUCCCCUCAUUCCCAGCACGACCGGGCACCUGAUCCCUCACGUUGCCAGGAUCAGGCCCUGCCCGGGCUGGGAGGGGGCAGAGGAGGCAGCUGUGGGGGCCGCUGGCUCUGAUGCCUGGGGCACCCCCUGCCCUUGUCUCCUUGCUGCUCUGCUCCUGCCACCCGUGCCAGCCCUGCCUGGUGCACAGCGGGCACAGCCUUGGCCCUGGACCCCGCGGCCUCUUCACGUAGGUGCCCGGCUGGGCGAGGGCCUGCCCGGCCGCCUGGCUCCCACCGUCAGUGUUACCCCUCCCCACAUCUCGGUGCGUGCCCUGUCCAGCAUGGUGCCGCCAGCCCCGACGCACACGCUGUGUCUGGCUGCUCAGUGCCAAAGCUGGGGCAGGGCUGGGGCAGGUGCUGCGGGCGCGGGGUGGAAGGGGGAAGCCUGGGGCAUGUCUGCCUGCCCGCCCCAGCCCUGCCCUGCCCUCCCUGCAUGACCCCGUCUCUGCCCCGCCACCCCGUGCCCAGGCCGGCAGUGCUGCUGCCACCCCGGUGCCUGGGCUGCACGCCGGGGUCUCCGUCCCACCAUGUCUGUCCAUGUGCCCCCAUGAAAGGUCAAAGGUGAAGUGCUGACCCCAAGGAAGGGGGAGGCGUGACCCCCACUCCCCGCUGCCCUGCCCCGCGCGGCCCAGGGGUCCCUGGGCACUGGAGCUCCUGCCGUCCAGCCGGGCAUGGCCUGAGAGCUGCCCCCGCCCCCACCCUGAGGGGCUGGGAGGGGUCCGGGCCCGUGCCCAGCCCGUCAUGGACCGGGAGGGGCAGCUGGACGUGGGAGCCUGGGCUGGGCUGACGCUGCCCCCGGAGGGGUCGCCAGGCAGGUGCGGGGGGUCCUGGCCCUGCUCCCUGGCCGGGGCCACAUGCCCGCGGGGAGACCCCACUACACCUCAUGCCACAAUAAACCUCCUGCUUCUCCCA
This is a messenger RNA of Alligator mississippiensis (American alligator), 1998 nucleotides long. RefSeq names its product golgin A7 family member B (gene GOLGA7B). Gene Ontology annotation, cellular component: palmitoyltransferase complex. The coding region runs from base 295 to 792 and encodes 165 amino acids. Gene Ontology annotation, biological process: peptidyl-L-cysteine S-palmitoylation; protein targeting to membrane. The record is from RefSeq and is a predicted model, not a curated record. NCBI's taxonomy places the organism in Eukaryota, Metazoa, Chordata, Crocodylia, Alligatoridae. The transcript is spliced from 5 exons.